AUGAUUCCUCUUAAUACAAACAUUCCUGAGGCUUAUGCAAUUGGUUCCAGCGAAGAGCAGGCUUUUAUUCAGAAUUUGGCUUUGUUUUUCACUUCAUUUUAUAAGUCUCACAUUCGUGUGCUGGAAACUCCUGGAGAGAACAUAGCUGCUUUGCUCAUGGGUGUUGAAUAUCUUACCAAAAUUUCAUAUGUGGAUGACACAGAAUUUUUCAAGGUUUGCUUAGACCUUUGGAAUUCGUUUGUGUUGGAACUAUUUGAGGCACACCACAAUUUGGAUAAUCCUGCUGUAACGGCAAACAUGAUGGGGCUGCAGAUGCCUUUGCUACCUGGUAUGGUUGAUGGCCUUGGAUCACAACUGAUGCAGCGGUGGCAAUUAUAUGCUGAGCCAAUGUCAAAGUUAAGAAUGCUUAUGAUUUCUCGUAUGGCCAAGCCAGAAGAGGUUCUCAUAGUGGAAGAUGAAAAUGGCAAUAUUGUUCGUGAAACCAUGAAGGACAAUGAUGUUCUCGUGCAAUAUAAGAUCAUGAGGGAGACUUUGAUAUUUAGAGAGCUUUGGAUGGCAGCAAACAACUUCAGCAGCAAGUACUUGCUUACCUCCUUUGCUAAACCACCUCCUUGA
Molecule: messenger RNA, 615 nt
Organism: Humulus lupulus (European hop)
Lineage: Eukaryota; Viridiplantae; Streptophyta; Magnoliopsida; Rosales; Cannabaceae
Product: protein EXPORTIN 1A-like
Exons: 7
Coding region: 1-615 (204 amino acids)
Biological process (GO): ribosomal small subunit export from nucleus; ribosomal large subunit export from nucleus; protein export from nucleus
Cellular component (GO): nucleus; cytoplasm
Molecular function (GO): nuclear export signal receptor activity
Source: RefSeq, a predicted model, not a curated record